Messenger RNA from Rhipicephalus sanguineus (brown dog tick), 1200 nucleotides. Its product is annotated as papilin-like. The transcript is spliced from 7 exons. Gene Ontology annotation, molecular function: serine-type endopeptidase inhibitor activity. The coding region runs from base 30 to 1082 and encodes 350 amino acids. Lineage: Eukaryota; Metazoa; Arthropoda; Arachnida; Ixodida; Ixodidae. The record is from RefSeq and is a predicted model, not a curated record.
UUCAUAUGUGAGAAGUAAGACUCCUGACCAUGGCACUUCUACAUAGCGCCUUUCUGUUUCUUGUUACCAUUACCUACGCCUAUGGUGCUCCGCAAAUGCCGCCAGCUUAUUGCCUCGAGCGACCUAUUAAAGGUGGAUGCCGCGAAAUAAAUCAGUCAUGGUAUAUAGAUGCCAGUACCAAACAAUGCGUCGCGCAACGCCAGGUGCUUUGCGGUGGAGGACAAGGUGGCUUCCAAACAAGGCAGUCGUGCAUGGAUUGCCAAAACAAUUCCGCGAAAAAGGGCCCAAGUGCGUGCCCUCCCAAUUCCUUCCUCGGUGGUUGCCAACCAAGAAUGCACCGUUGGUUCUACGACUCUGACUACAAGACCUGUCGGGCGUUUCAACACGGAGAAUGUAGCAGAGGGCGCAACCACUUUGUAACUGAAUAUCAGUGUAGAGAAAUGUGCGUGCCUGGUGUACUGAAACCACCAGACAGAUGUCAGAAGCCGCUGGUUCGAGGCCAAUGCCAGCAAUUACAUCGCUUUUGGCAUUAUAAUUUCAACAAGAACGAUUGCUUCAAAUACAAGCCAGGUCUUUGCGGUGUCGGGAAUAACAUGUUCGUGACAAAAGAAACCUGUUUGAAUGCGUGCCAAAAGCCUCCUGGACAAAAAACACCUGGAUGCUUAGCUACACCACGCUUUGGCAGCUGCCAAUCUAACAGGCUCGCAUGGUUUUUCGAUUAUAAAGUCGGGCGCUGCAGGAUGUUCAGGAACGGAGAUUGCGGCACAGGUGGAAACUAUUUCGCAAGCGAACGGAAGUGCAAGCAAGAGUGUCUUAGAAUAGGCGAUCCACAACUCGUCUGCAGUGCCAAGCCAAUAUCAGCAUACUGUAUGGGAUAUGGCACGCACUGGUAUUUCGACGAAACCAAGAACAACUGCUACCGCUUCAGCGGCGGCUGGUGUGGGAAAAAUGCAAACGGAUUUAAAUCAUAUUCUGCCUGCAUGAAUUAUUGUAGCGACCCAGAAGCACCAAGCUACCCACCACAAUCCAAAAACAAUGUGCCACCUGUUCAGCAACAGCAGCAAGUAAAGACGACAGGAUAAGAAAAAUUCAAUGGGAAGACCUCACUAUACAUAAGCCACUGUACAACCGGCUUUUUUUGUCUUGCUUCCUUCAAGCCACCAGGCGUUCUAGUAAAGCCUGCAGUGCUUGAAUGGGCAA